UUUUUGGGUCCCAUUGCAUGUUACUUUACGCCUUCUAGAGCUGUCACAUCCCUGCUCAUUACUGUUCCAAUGAGACGUCUGCUCGCGCGGAUUAUAUUUGGCCGCAGUCCAUUAUAGCCUCGGUUAGAUUGGUAAUUUGACAGUCCGUAGGUGUUUCGCCUCAUGACAUUUGCAAUACAGGCUAUGCGCCCGGAUAUUUAGAACAAACCGAAGAAGGCUAGUCGACAUAAAAUAUGAACGGGACAUUCAGAACUGAAUCUUUCUGCGAAACGUAUCUUUUAAACUAUGCUUGGCAAGUUUGAUAAGCCAUUUGUAACGUACGUUAUCGUUCUCUGUUAACGAUUUAGUAGGCUAGUGACAUGUAUCUAAACUAUAUUUCCAGAGCGCAACAAAAAGUAGGUCGUCCAAAGGAAAACAGAAAACAGGGACAAGGGUAGUUUUCAGUUUUGCGCGCAUAGCAACAGUGUUAACGGUGUUACGCUGGUUUAUUGAUGCUGAUUAGGCUAUUUGGCUAAACCUCAAAACAAUGAACCGAAUAGAGCUGCUAUGCACAAAUGUGUCGCUAUUAAAGCUAUAAUUCAAUGUCGCUAAUUGCAUUUUUACCUCCUAGAUUAUUUUAGCGGAACACAAUGGAGCUUUUAGAAGAGGACCUCACCUGCCCAAUCUGCUGCUGUCUAUUUGAUGACCCUCGAGUUUUACCAUGUUCUCAUAGUUUCUGUAAGAAGUGUUUAGAGGGGAUUCUGGAUGGGAACCGAUCUACCCAAUGGAGACCUCCGUUCAAAUGCCCAACUUGCCGUAAGGAGACUCAGCACAACGGGAUCAACAGCAUCCAGACUAACUACACUUUACGCGGAAUUGUUGAGAAAUACAACAAAAUCCGAAUUCUGCCAAGGAUGUCAAUUUGCAAGCAACACUGUGGCCAGCCGCUCAAUAUAUUUUGUUCAACAGACUUAAAACUCAUUUGUGGAUUUUGUGCAACGACAGGGGACCACAAAGGGCACAAGUUCUGUGCCCUGGAGGAUGCGUACGAGCAAGAGAAGAGAGCGUUCGAUGAGCUUUUGCAGGGAGUAGAAACCUGGCGCAGCGCGGAUACACUAUCCUGCCUGGAGACACUGGAAGCCAGUAAGAAAAAAGCGCUUCAGUUGGUCUCCAGGGACGCAGAUAAAGUAAAGGACUAUUUCGAGAAACUAAUCAGCGCUCUGGACCACAAAAAGAGCGAGAUUCUCUCCGAUUUUGAGACACUAAAACUGGUUGUGAUGCAAGCAUACGAUCCGGAGAUAAACAAACUGAGCGCAGCACUGGAUGAGCAGAGGCGCGCACUCAACAUCGCCGAGUCGUUCAGGAAUGUGACGGACCCACUGUGCUUCCUCCAGCAGAUGCAGGAGUUCAGGGAGAAGUUGCGAGUUGUCCGGGAAACACCACUCCCCUCCCGGACUGACAUGGACGUCGGUCCCCUGGUACGAAACUUUGAUGUCAAAAACUGGGACUCGGUGAAGUUUAAAGACGUGGACAAGCUCUCGGUACCCCACGAGAACGGUUCCUAUCGCUGCAAGACCGCACGUGUGAGCGGCAGAAGUUGGGGGGAACUCGCACUGUUAAUCUGUCUUAUCCUUCUGACACCCCUAGUUUUUUUUCAGGUGGACAACCUCGCUGUCUCACCCCUCUUCUCUUUCCUCAGUUAUGCAUACUCUGAGGCCACGCCCCUUGUCUUAACUCCGCUGGCGCAAAAUCUUCUGGCUUAUCUGAUGGAUGCCUGUCAGAACGGUUACCUGUACCUGAUACAUACCACUGCCGAUAUUUUGGCUUACUGUGUCUUGUCUUCCUCUCCCGGAGUUGCUGCCGCAGCACAGUAUGGCCUGCAUCUCUCUGUAACCCACAAACCAUUCAGUGCUGCUACAGCACCACCAGAACCAGAACCAACCCUCUCUCUCCCUCUCGUCCCUCGUCCUCACACCCCCAGUGUGUGUGUGUGUGCGCAAGAAGGAGAGGGAGUGUGAGGGUGCAUGAAUGCAACACACUUCUUUCUCACACAUACACACCCCUCUUUUCAGACUCAUACACUAUAGAUGCACCCAACACAGGUGUUCACUCUUCAGUUCUCUACGCAUUCAGUCACCAUCUCUCUCCUCACUCCUUUCAAUCUCUCUGCCGACGUGUGUCUCUCUCUCUCUCUCACACACACACACACACACACACACAGUCAUAGGCAGCUGGGCCUGGAGCACUUCUCCCCAUGUCUGAGAGACUCCUGGGCUCAAAAUGAUCUGAAACACAGAAUAGAAGGGCAAUGUAAAUCAACAGUAACAUCCGAAAAGAAAUCAAUAUUGAGUGUGUUAAACAUUUCUGACAUUUGCCAUUAAGGGCAAGUUGAGCACAUAGGUUGUGUGUGUGUGUG
Molecule: messenger RNA, 2395 nt
Organism: Osmerus eperlanus (European smelt)
Lineage: Eukaryota; Metazoa; Chordata; Actinopteri; Osmeriformes; Osmeridae
Gene: trim13
Product: tripartite motif containing 13
Exons: 3
Coding region: 630-1997 (455 amino acids)
Biological process (GO): positive regulation of macroautophagy; positive regulation of canonical NF-kappaB signal transduction; innate immune response
Cellular component (GO): cytoplasm
Molecular function (GO): zinc ion binding; ubiquitin protein ligase activity
Source: RefSeq, a predicted model, not a curated record